Molecule: messenger RNA, 2956 nt
Organism: Hermetia illucens (black soldier fly)
Lineage: Eukaryota; Metazoa; Arthropoda; Insecta; Diptera; Stratiomyidae
Exons: 2
Coding region: 37-2796 (919 amino acids)
Source: RefSeq, a predicted model, not a curated record
CUUUCCAUUGGAAAUAAACUGAGUGGAGCAGAGGAAAUGGGACAGAGAAAAUUACAGAGCUCUCCACGCAAGAAGCUCCAAUCUGCUGUUGAACUUUGCAUAAAAAGGAUGAGAGAAGAUAAACUUAAAAGAAGAAGUUCGAAGAAAAAUAUCAAAUCAGCAAAUAUUGAGAACAAACUUUUGAAAUCCGAUAUCAAAAGUAAAGCUUCGAAAGGAGGAAAACUGGGGUCCGAUUCUAGUGACGACAAAACUUCUGGAAAAGUAGCACCUCAGGCUGAGAAAUGCACUACACCUGACAUAGGCAAAUCCUCGCACACAGACGGGAAAGGACCUAGCAAAUUAAGUACCAUUGAUUGUAGCAAGUACAAAACCGAAGAAAGCAAAGGAUCUAAAGAGGAAUUUCAAAAGGGAAAACAGCACUCUGAAUCAUUCAGACCUCAAGCAAAUUCAACCAAGCCUGACUCCACUAAAAGUAAACCUUUAGGAAAGAGAAGUUCGACAAGAGUCAAAUCAGAUGAGGAACACACAGAAAUAGAUUGUCAAGAAAUUUUCGCUAGAUUACAGAAAGAGUCUGCAAAAUCAAGGUUGAAAACUCGUAAAACAAUAAAUUGCAAAAAACUAGCCGAAAUACUGCAUAGUUCAAAGAAGGCGAAGUCAGACAAGAAAGCAGCUUAUUCGGGUGAUGACACUAGAACGCCAGAUACGAUGGGCUCAACACAAGGUUACAGUAACAAACAUGCUCUAAAAGCCGACCAGAACAUUGAUGUCAGCAAAUGUAGGCCUCUAGAUAGCAAAGGUUCAGAGAAAACUCCCUCCUCUCGAAUAGGAAGUUCUACGAAGAUAGAUUAUGGCAAGCCAACCAUAUCUGAUAAGCUAGAGUCUGCCAAUGAAGCUGAUACAAAAAUUAAUUGUAGCAAAUAUCGUAUUUUAGGAAUUGAUGAUUCGAAAAAGGCUACUUCACAAGAGAAGCCCAUUGCAGCAAGCUGUGGUAAGCUUAGUUCUGCACAUCAAUUGGGAUCGGCAACAUCCAGCGAUAAAAAAUCGAAAGCUAACAGUGAAGGAGUGAGUGGCAUUGAUUGUAGUAAAUACAAUAUUUCAGAAAAGAGAACUAGCACUGAAGGUGCCAGGAAUACCGCAAUAGACCGUGGAAAACCUGAAUUAGCUCAACAAUCAGAAAUUUCUAAGCCCAUUGAUUGCAGUAAAUAUAGAAGCAAAGAAAGUAAAGAUAGUCCUCCUGUUGACUUUAAAUCCCAAAGCUCUGUCGAUUCAAAAGCUGCCAGGGAAAUACUGGAGGCGAUUAACGAAACUGAUUUCAAAACAGUUUGCAAAAAGCGAACAUCCGGAAAGGAGACCAAACCAAAGGACGAGCCUGAACCAAAGGUAAAUAUUAAAGAUUCAGGGAAGUCUACCUCCCAGGAAACCCGAUUUGCAGAAAGAGAUUGCAUAAAAUCCGAUCUAGUAAGUAAAGGAUCUGAUAACCCAAAAGAGGUUGAUAAAUGCCAGAUGCAAGGAUCGAGAGCUGGGUUCAGUGAUUGCAGUAUGGUCAAAUCUACGGGGAGCCAAGUAAGUAGAACGGGUUCCGUAUGUGCUAAACCCGAAAGAGGGGACCUGAAAGCUAGAGACACACCGAAAUCAGAGGCACCGACUGCUUCUCCGAACCAAAAGCAGCCUUCAUUAGCUUGUAAAAAGGCGGAAAAGAAGGGAACAUUUGCUAAAGGUAAAACAGAAGCGCCAGAUAAGGCAAGAAGCUGCAGCCCGACUAAAUUUGAAACUCUCCAAAAGGAUCUCAGGAAUAAGCCUAUAAUUUCGUGUAGCACAUUUAUGACUCCAAUUAUCGAUUCGCAAAAGGAGAAAUCAGAGGCCCUAUCGCAAUUUGAUAGAACAUCAACGAAGUUUGGAAAGGGUUUUGAAAAGCCUAUACCCUUGGGUAAUGAAUUCAUGACGGCCGUGAAUGUUCUUCAUGAAGAAAACCUCUGCAAAGUUCCGGAAGCGCGAGUGUCAAAAAAGGAUAGUUUUCAGAAAGACAAGUCUACCUCGAUGGGAUAUUCACGGUGCGGAAUUAAUAAGCCUAAAUCCGCUGACAACAAGUACCAGACUCCCGAAACUAAGAAUCGAAUUAAUGCCACUCAUAAAAAACUUACUCCUACCGAGGGAUCAGGGAGGGAAAGUUCGAAGCCUGAAACAGGUAUUGAUUGUAGUAAAUACAAGAUUUCAUAUAAUAAAGAUACGAAUAAGCCAGACCUUCAGCAAGGAUCAUCGUCGGCAAUCAACUACAAUAAGCUGGCACAGGUAGAACAAAAUACAUCGACGAGUCCUAAUUGUGUUUCAAAAACACCCGGCGGAACUGAUUACUGCAAACAUAAGGUCUCAGAGGUCAAAAAUUUCGCUAAGGCUACCCAUGCAGUGGGGCCGGGAGUUCAAACUUCAAGACCUAAAAUGGAAGAAAUCAAGAACAUUGAUUGCAGUAAAUACACACUAGGAAGCAAGGACAAAAAUAAAUCUUUGCCUGAAGAAAGUAGUAAACCGGGAUCUGUACACCAAACUGGACCCGAUAAGUUCAAACCUAUGGCAAAUAUCAUAGAUUGUAGCAAAUAUAAAGUUAAAGAACUUAAAGAUUCAAGCAAUGCCAACCCAGAGAGAAAAUCUGAAACAAGAUCAGUUAAAGGUAUUGAUUGCAAUAAAUACCCAACGUUCAAUACGUCCCAAGAAGGAAAAGACGCAAACAAAGCCACCUUACAGAAAAGGCCGGCGUCCAUAAAUCGCUGUGCUAGACCAGUAUCUGCAAAAAAAAGCUGAGUCAGGCAGUCCGAAAUCUAGAACAGAAGCAAUAAAGGCAAAUAUUUGACUCUACCAAACAAGGAUACCAAGAAUUCCACCCUCCAGGAAUGUGGUAAACCAACAUCCACUCAAAAAAUUGGAUCCGAUGAAAUGAAGACUAGAACGGAAACCCUAAAGU